AUGACUGAACCUGAUGCCUAUGGAGUCUACCGUGUCUACUCCACUCAGCCGACAUACGAUCCUCAUGACUUGUUCGGUCUCGAGGACACCUGCGAAGCCCUCACCUUGACAGCCACAGCAGAUAACAGCAGCCGAUGGUGGACAGGCUUUGGGUCUGCACUUGCUAUGAUAGAAGAGUUCUUUGCCCCAUUCCUAAAUGCGACAGUCUUUCAUCUCAUGAAGUGGUUCUACAAUGGCAAUGACCGCAAGUCACUCAGUAACCUAGACAGCCUUGUACAGGAUGUAAUUCAGGCUCCUGACUUCUGUAGCGAGGACCUUGCAACAUUUCGAGUGACACGCAAGGCCCAUGAUGACACCACCCCCGAGUACACCAUUGGAGGCAUGUUCUAUUGCAAACUGCUCGAGUUCUGGCAGCCAUCCUCUGACUCGCCCCCAGAGCGUCUAUAUGGGGAGCUAUACACUGCAGAUGCGAUGAUUGCUGAACAAAAGAAACUUGAGUCUCAAUGUUCAGAGCCAGAUGACAUUGAGCCAGUCAUAGCAGCCAUCAUGCUCUACUCAGACUCGACACACUUGGCCAAUUUUGGCACCGCUUCUUUGUGGCCGAUGUAUGCAUUCAUCGGCAAUCAGUCCAAGUACAUCAGUGCCAAGCCCACGUCUUUUGUGGCACAUCAUCUCGCAUAUAUUCCCAAGUUACCAGAUACCAUUCAAGAAUUUUACCAGGCAGUCUAUAACACAGUCACCUCGGUAGCAACUCUGGUUCAUUGCAAGUGUGAGUUGAUGCAAGUGAUCAUAGCAUUGCUCCUUGACGAGGAGUUUAUGCAUGCAUAUGAGUAUGGUAUUCUCAUGGAAUUUGCAGACGGAAUAAUGCACUGA
Messenger RNA from Laetiporus sulphureus 93-53, 873 nucleotides. RefSeq lists its product as uncharacterized. The record is from RefSeq and is a predicted model, not a curated record. Bases 1 to 873 code for a protein of 290 amino acids. The transcript is spliced from 4 exons. NCBI's taxonomy places the organism in Eukaryota, Fungi, Basidiomycota, Agaricomycetes, Polyporales, Laetiporaceae.